AAUUGUUCCAACUGAGACUUGGCGCCAUGUGAGUGAGUGAUCGUAACUCUCAGCCGGAACCACCACUUCCAUGUUGACACCGCCGCCGUCUAUACUGGAUUUUUUCCUAUAACACUAUCUCUCUUUUAUUUUUGAAAUGCCUCUGGUAAUGCAAGAAAAAUAAAACAAAUCCUUUCCACAAAUUAAAAGAUGUGGGUUGUCUUCAUCAGAAGUUCUUGGGAGAAGCUACUACCAUCUCUCCAGCCUUGUCCAUCUCUCUCCCUCUGCAGAUUCCUGUAUUCGACUUUGAAAGGUUGCUUGUUUGCUUCAUGGGUGAUCUUCACUAAUUCAACCAAAGCCAAAGACUGAAUAAAGACUCGAGUUUGAACCAUUGCUACGUUAGGAGGUGAAAGGGUAAACAUGUUCGUGAGCCGGCGAUUCAGACAGUUCCACGGCAGCUGCUUGCAUUGUUCCUUUCAGAACCAAUUCAGUACUGUCACCACAACUCCAAAUCCAAUUCCCUCAAAAAAAGCAUUGACUCAGAAGCACAAUCCCAAGAAUAAGAAGCCAUCUUCCAACAUCUCAGACUCUGACGUCAUACAAUGGAAUGUGGCAAUCAGUUCUCACAUGCGCAGCGGCCAAUUGGAGGCUGCUCUUCGCAUCUUCAAUGCUAUGCCUCGACGCACUGUCGUCUCCUUCAAUGCCAUGAUUUCUGGGUACCUUACAAAUGAGAUGUUUGAUCUUGCACGGGACCUGUUUGAGAAAAUGCCCCAGAGAGACUUGGUGUCAUGGAACGUUAUGCUUAGUGGGUAUGUCAGGAAUAAGAAUCUUGGUGCUGCACGUGAGCUGUUUGAUAGAAUGCCAGAGAGGGAUGUUGUUUCCUGGAAUGCUAUGUUAUCUGGUUAUGCCCAGUAUGGUUAUGUUGACGAAGCAAGGAAGAUUUUUGAGAAGAUGCCGGAAAGGAAUGGGAUUUCGUGGAAUGGUUUGCUUUCAGCAUAUGUGCAAAAUGGGAGAAUAGAGGAGGCUUGUCAGUUGUUUAAUUCCAAAACAGAUUGGGAAGUGGUUUCUUGGAACUGUUUGAUGGGUGGAUAUGUGAGGAAAAAGAGGUUAGCUGAUGCUAGACAGCUUUUUGAUCAAAUGCCUACUAGGGAUGCUGUUUCUUGGAAUAUAAUGAUUACGGGUUAUGCUCAAAAUGGGGACUUGUCUGAAGCUAGUCGUCUAUUCGAGGAGUCCCCUGUUAGAGAUGUAUUUGCGUGGACAGCAAUUGUGUCAGGUUAUGUGCAGCAUGGAACAUUGGAUGAAGCAAGAUCAAUAUUUGAUAAAAUGCCGGUAAAGAAUCCAGUGUCGUGGAAUGCAAUUAUUGCGGGGUAUGUUCAAUGUAAGAGAAUGGAUGUGGCAAGUGAAUUGUUUGAGGCAAUGCCAUGUAGAAAUGUCAGUUCUUGGAAUACAAUGCUCACUGGAUAUGCACAGAGUGGUGAUGUAGCCCAAGCAAGGUCUAUCUUUGAUAGAAUGCCUCAACGUGAUACCAUCUCUUGGGCAGCUAUGAUUGCUGGCUAUGCUCAAAAUGGCCAUGGAGAGGAGGCUUUACAGCUAUUUGUGGGGAUGAAAAGAGAAGGCGAAAGGUUAUCUAGGUCUUCUUAUACCUGCGCUUUGAGCACAUGUGCUGAGAUUGCUGCUCUAGAGUUGGGGAAGCAAAUGCAUGGAGGACUGGUAAAAUCAGGAUUUGAAACUGGUUGCUAUGUAGGGAAUGCACUCCUUGUAAUGUAUUCUAAAUGUGGAAGCAUAGAAGAAGCAUAUGAUGUGUUUAAAGAGUUACAACAAAAAGAUAUUGUCUCAUGGAACACAAUAAUUGCAGGGUAUGCAAGACAUGGAUUUGGCAAAGAGGCUCUUGUGAUUUUUGAGUCAAUGAAGGCAGCAGGAAUCAUUCCAGACGAUGUUACAAUGGUUGGGGUACUGUCAGCUUGUAGUCAUACUGGCUUAGUAGAUAGAGGCACUGAAUAUUUUUACAGAAUGAAUCAGCAAUAUGGAAUAACAGCAAAUUCAAAACACUAUACUUGCAUGAUUGAUCUCUUAGGUCGAGCUGGGCGCUUAGAUGAGGCCCAGAAUCUAAUGAAAACUAUGCCUUUUGAACCAGAUGGUGCAACAUGGGGGGCUCUCCUUGGUGCUAGCAGGAUUCAUGGCAAUACUGAAUUAGGUGAAAAAGCUGCUAAGAAGAUUUUUGAGCUGGAGCCCGAAAAUGCGGGCAUGUAUGUUCUUAUUUCAAAUUUAUAUGCAGCUUCAGGUAGAUGGAGUGAUGUUCGCAAUAUGAGGUUGAAAAUGAGGGAUAAAGGAGUGAAGAAAGUACCAGGAUAUAGUUGGGUGGAAGCGCAGAAUAAGGUUCAUACAUUUUCAGUUGGGGACUCUGUACACCCGGAUAAGGAUAAGAUCUAUGCCUUCUUAGAAGAGUUGGAUUUUAAAAUGAAACAGGAAGGGUACAUUUCUUCCACAAAGUUAGUUUUACAUGAUGUUGAAGAAGAGGAGAAAGAGCAUAUGCUCAAAUAUCAUAGUGAAAAAUUAGCUGUGGCAUUCGCAAUUUUGUCAACACCAUCUGGGAGAACAAUCCGUGUGAUGAAGAAUUUGAGAGUGUGUGAAGAUUGUCACAGUGCCUUCAAACUCAUAUCCAAAAUUGUUGGAAGAUUAAUAAUCUUAAGAGAUUCCUAUCGCUUCCACCACUUUAGUGGAGGUUCAUGUUCUUGCGGAGAUUACUGGUAGACUAAUGAGAUAUAUUGCGGAGAAACUAAGACUCAGCUGGAGUUUGUACUGGAUGAAAGUUCCUUUCACAUAUGACACAAGAAUGAAAGUCCUGCUCAUUUGAGAAAGGGAGUGGCUGGAUCUUGUCUUAACAAAAAAGAAGCCAAAAAGAGGACAGUUGAUGUUAUUUUUGGAAACAGUCACAGCACUAUAAUACAAGAUUGUGUCGCAAAGCCAAGAAGUCUUGGUGCAGUCAAAGACGCUUCCUCAGUGUUUUGAUAGAGAGAAAUGAAUUACACCUUAGCAGCACUAAAGGUUUUUUUGUGAGCAACUAAAGAAGGCGCGUGAGAUAUCAUCGCAGACGCAGGAAACCAUGAGUCUAGGUGGCAUUCUCUUCCAACGUGCCUUGUUACAGGGCGUUCUCGUUUCUGUCUCUAACAAUGGCGAUCAUUUACUCCUCGAUGAUGGCACCGGCCUUGUCCAACUCUCUCCCUCUGCAGACUCUCGUGUUCGACCUUGAAGAAUUGGAAUGUAUGUGGCGGUGGUGGUUGGUGGCUACGUUGUAUGUGUGGAUGACAAUCCAAUGAUCAAGGUUCAGUGCUAUUACCUCAGCUUCCUUUUAAGAUUUUAUUGAGCAAAAUAUAUUUUUGAUUCUCUUUUUUUCUCCUUCAAAUUAUGCAAAUUGCUUAAGAGAAACCCAAAUCUUUGAAUCACUUUUUCAUUGAAGGCUCUUCAGUUACAUAGUUUAGUUUGGUUAAGCACACUCUCGAAAUAGCUUUGAUUUCCAAUAGUUAUCUAUUUCUAUAUUAUUUCCCAUAUUAUUUCUGUUUCUUGAAUUAAUCUUGUUUUCAAAAUAAUCGAUGCUGUUUCUUGUUUCCUAAUAAUACUGUCGUUUUGUGUUUU
Humulus lupulus (European hop) is the source of this 3612-nucleotide messenger RNA. Its product is annotated as pentatricopeptide repeat-containing protein At4g02750. Gene Ontology annotation, molecular function: protein binding; zinc ion binding; RNA binding. Bases 400 to 2730 code for a protein of 776 amino acids. The transcript is spliced from 6 exons. The record is from RefSeq and is a predicted model, not a curated record. NCBI's taxonomy places the organism in Eukaryota, Viridiplantae, Streptophyta, Magnoliopsida, Rosales, Cannabaceae. Gene Ontology annotation, biological process: RNA modification.